AUGUCAAGAAGCAAAGAAUUUCUCCGCUUGAAAAGGACGUUUGGAAGGGAAGGGUUCGACGAGUCAAGUUAUUCCGUAAAGGUCGACAGCUUGCCAAAUAACUACGACAGCCACCAGCUUGGUAUUGUGCAAGGAAGCAUGAUAUUCAGCAGAGAUGAAAUCCAGGGUCUCUUUGAUGAUCAAAUCAAUGGAAUACUCAGUUGCAUCCAGGAGCAGCUGCGAAAUCUGACUGAGAUGUCGUCUGAUCAAGUCGAAUUUGUCACACUCUCUGGCGGACUUGGAUCUUCAGAUUAUGUGUUGUUCAAACUACAAAAAUACUUUGACAAUCACUUUACGGGUGGGAAAACAAUCAAGGUCAUGCGGUGCGAAGAUCCACGCCCGCAGCUCGCAGUUGUACAUGGGCUUUUGCUGGACAAUGGAGGCGGCUUAAAUCAAGCCCCAGUGCUACAGAGCCGUAAAGCACGCGCAAAUUUUGGACUGGCCGUCAAGAAAGAGAGCAGCAGGCUGAAGAUCCAGAGAGACAAUUCUGACCCUAAACAAUCGACGGCUUAUGGAGUCCUGUGGCUCAUCAAGAAGGGUGACGAUGUCAGCACGACUGACUUGAAGACGCAUCCGCUUAGAGCUCAAUUUCCACCAAACGAGGAGAUUGGAUCGAUCAAGGCCACAAUUAUGACUUCUGAACUAAAAUGGCCAGCCAGUGGGAUCAAUGAAGCGUCCAGUCACAUAAAAGCCCUGACCGAUUUUGAAGUUCUCUUGGGCGAGGUGGAGCAUUCAAUGGUGAAGCCCAAGUACAAGAGACGAUUCUGGUUCUUCAAAAAGCACAUCUGCAACCGUGUUCAAUUCGAAUUACGCGUUACCGCCACUUCAGCUGGAGGGUUCAGAUUUGAGGCGUGGAUUGACGGAAAGAAGUACUCGGUCAACCACAGUCCAUACUGCGGCGCCGAGUGUCAAAAGGCUCACUGGCACAUUCACAAGCGCGAUUGCACCUCACUCCUGGGCAAGCAGACGUGGCAGCCCGCAUGGGUUGCAGAGAAUCGCAUGCCAGCUUUUGUGGAUGACGAGACUCUCAAGGGGCCGUCAGAACAGGUCUCGUUCGGAAGAGGAAAGUAUUUCUGGGGCAACGUUCCAGCAUACGACGUCUUGAAGCUCGGGAAGAACGAGGGCGUUGCCUAUGACGGAAUCUUAUCUCUCUUGUUUGCCGCCUCCGGCGACCUUCGGAACGUCGUCAAAACCAUCGCGCAGCUUCCCGACAGCUAUAAGCAGUCCGUUCAGGUGACGAUGAACGAUCGAGACUUCGAUGUUGUGGCCCGUAACGCCAUAAUGCUUCUCAUUGCCCUUGUGGUCAGCGAUACCGAUCAGGCAGCUGACUGCAUCAUUCACGUCUGGUACUCUGCUCUGAUUCGCGAGUCCGACCUCGAGAUUCUCAAGCGUCAGAUUCAGCCUCUCAUCAAGGACGUUUGUGAGAAGGUCAAGGGCAAGCCAUCGGACAGUCUGCAGGCGAAGACUUGGAAAUACGGCGAUCGCACAGUCCGCCUGGUCUUGCAGAAGUUCAUGUGGAACGACCUGUUGGCUUUCCUCGACGUUCCUCCUGGUUUCGGCGUCGAUAAGGCAAGCAAGGUUCGCAGGGCUAUCACUCUUGGCGAGAGCAGAAAGGACUUCCGGGAUCGCCAUCUCAUAUUCCAGACCCCGUCUCAUCGAGUGGCUUUGACUCGGUUCCGUGAAGAUGGACUUCUGCUACCCUUUGGGGCCCGGCGUGCUGAAUUCCGGCAUCCCAACCCUACGCUGCACAGAAACGUCCAGGAGUGGCCUAUGUUUGACAGCGCCGAGCCCUUGGCGGGAUGGGCUGCGGAUGACGUACAAGGCGCUCAGAAUGGCCCGGCGAAGAACGACAUAUACGGAAAGCUCUUUUGUCACCUCCGGUCGGUCCUUGCAGAUUUCAUGUCCCGGCCCAAAGUCUCUUUCCAGUUGUUCAACAUGGAUGCUGCGGCACUCGCUGACGAAGGAUAUCUCGGUAUCCAUCGAACGCUCGAUGCCAUGGUGCCUCUUCUCGACCCGCCCGCUGUCAACCCCCACGCCACUCUCAUCACACUUUUCAUGAACGUGGUAGACGAGAACCUCACAUUGGAGGAGAAGAAAGCCGACGCGAAGAAUAGUCAAACGAGAACCCGUCUGUUCAAGUACCUCGGCUUCCCAUCCACCCCGCCUAGGCCAAAUGACCCUAUCAUCAUGAAGAUCAAUGUUGCCCUGAAUUGUGUUGUUGCCCAUGACGAGACGUUUGACCGCCAUGCGAGAAAGUUCAUGUUCUCCGAGGCAGGGCAGGCCGUGGGAGCUGUGAUGAAGAAGGGUCAUACUGUGAUCGAGAAGUGGCCCUUCAGGCUCAAGCUUCAGCCUGGACAGCCGGGUGCCCAGAAAGAGUUCGAUCAGCUCCUGAGUGGAGGGCUCUCGACCAAGGAGUGCUACCUGGAGUGGAAGAGACAGUAG
Molecule: messenger RNA, 2481 nt
Organism: Colletotrichum karsti
Lineage: Eukaryota; Fungi; Ascomycota; Sordariomycetes; Glomerellales; Glomerellaceae
Exons: 10
Coding region: 1-2481 (826 amino acids)
Source: RefSeq, a predicted model, not a curated record